Messenger RNA from Mycena citricolor, 2237 nucleotides. NCBI's taxonomy places the organism in Eukaryota, Fungi, Basidiomycota, Agaricomycetes, Agaricales, Mycenaceae. The record is from the annotation of a GenBank genome assembly.
UCACCCUUGAACGGUUUGAACACGAUUGCGCGGUACCGUGUUAUAAACUCUGCUUGUCCGCUCCCGCUGAGCACCAUGCCCUUUCCGAUGUCAAGGAUCGAUACCACCGCAAUGAUGUAUCCGUAUUGCCCAGAACAUGUUCCCUCAACGUCGGAAUAAAGCUUGGACUCCAGAAAAUUCAGCAUGCGCGGCCCAAAGUAAGAUGGGUGCAAGAGAAUAGUAUGGGUGAGUUCUUUCUGGAACAGAGACUUGUUUGAAGUGAACGAGUGACAUUUUUCAUGAGACGAACGAUGAAGAACAUCUUUUCGAGGGCCUAAGUGAAAGUAGUACUGGUGGUCUUUGGUCGAGCGGGAAUUCACACGGUAUGUGACUAGUGUCACAAACGCGAACACACUUUCUCGACCUUUCUUCGUCAUGGGCAAGCGGGGAGGCAUUUCUGGACUCGCCCGGUUUCUCACAGCGGAACAUCCAGAACAAACAAGCAUCAAAGAUACAGACCUCGAAGUGCCGCCCGCAAAAAAAAGAAAAACAGGUCCCGACACUGCGACCCAGAUCACAUUAACGCCUACGCAUGAGACUUCGGAUUGGGUGCAAAGUUACGAUGCUUCUGGGCUAGUUCCUCACUAUGUACACUCGUCUGAAGUUCCUGAUCAUCUACAAAAAUAUUUCGCUCAGCGCACGCGAUACUUCUCACUGUACGAGGACGGAUGCCUUCUUGACGAAGAGGGCUGGUACAGCGUCACACCUGAACGCGUCGCCGACCACAUCGCAGAACGAUGUCGCUGCGGUACUAUCCUGGACGCGUUUUGUGGUGUUGGAGGGAACGCGAUCGCCUUUGCCAAAACGUGUGAGCGAGUCAUUGCCAUGGAUGUGUCCCCAACACGGCUGGCACUAGCUCGGCACAACGCCCAGAUAUAUGGGGUGGCAGACAGGAUCGAAUUCAUCCUGGGGGACUACGUGUCUUUCGCCGAGGCGCAUCUUUCCACUUCUGCAAAAUCUCCUCGCAAGAUUGACGUGAUCUUUCUGAGUCCUCCGUGGGGAGGACCCGGAUAUCUGCAAGGUGACACGCGUCCAGCUUCCCCCGUGAAGGCUACUAGUGUGGGCGAAGAAAAUGUUCACCCUAGCUACUCUCUGGCUUUCAUUCAGCCAAUAGAUGGGACGGAACUAUUCAAUCUUUCCAGGAAAAUCACUCGAAACAUAGCAUACUACCUUCCGCGAAACACAAGUGUGCAGGAGAUUGCAGGAUUGAUCACGGAAAAGACAGAGCCGCAGGAGAUGGUUGAGAUCGAAGAGGCCUGGAUGAGUAACAAGCUCAAAGCGUUGACGUGCUAUUUUGGUGGUCUGGCGGACGGUCAAUUCGAGUUGUUCGAUCUCUAGGUAAAUUAUCAGAUUCAGAUGGUAGACUAAUUAUACAAUUGUGAAUACAACCAUCACUCGACAAAGGCACGAUGUCCAAUGCCCUAUGUCCAACUCUCCCGUUUGCCAGCCAAAGCUGACGUAUGUGGGAGGUGAUUCGUCAAAAUGGCCACGACGUCCGACUUGGUCAGCAUUCCCGUCAACUUUCCUCGAGUGGUGAACAUAAUCUGACGCAGAUUCUGCGAAGCUUGAUCAGCCAAAGGCGAAGAAGCACCGUCAAAACAAACCAGCUUCUGAAACAUGCUGAUCACAAGCUCUUUAGGCACUUCCUUGCGAAGCUGCAGCACAGACUCCUCAAGAACAUCGACGAGAUUGACUUGGGUGCUGUUAUCGACAAAGUCGCGCUUCAAGAAAACACAUCGUCUGGGUUGAUCGGAACCGGUCCCAUCACCGGUUACUGCUUCCAAAGCCGUCGCGAGUCUAUCCCGAGUCACAAAGCCCAGAUACUCCUGCCGGUGAACAACCGGAAAACCGUGGAAUUCGUGAUCCUUCAGCAUGGUCUCUUGAUUCAGUGUCAACGAAUAUCGGAGAGGAUGAGGAAGGCCAAGCAGAUACCUAGAUCUGACACUGUCUCUCUGUCGUUUUCGAUGACCACCAGACGCUCGACCGGACGCAUGAUUUGAGAGGCGAUCUCACCCUUGUCCUGGAAGUGGACCGGAGGGAGCCAGGGAUAGCCUCUCAUCGCGAUCCAUACGGCGUAGAUUCCGCCAUCCUUCCCCAUAGCAUCUCCGACCCAUUUCGCCGUCAUGACACUGAUCAUAAUGGGCAACACGUGGGAUAGAGCGCCUGUGAGCUACCGAACUUCAAUGGCACGAAAAGGA